Molecule: messenger RNA, 2091 nt
Organism: Macrobrachium nipponense
Lineage: Eukaryota; Metazoa; Arthropoda; Malacostraca; Decapoda; Palaemonidae
Product: basigin-like
Exons: 8
Coding region: 75-1010 (311 amino acids)
Biological process (GO): homophilic cell-cell adhesion; axon guidance; dendrite self-avoidance
Cellular component (GO): plasma membrane; axon; neuronal cell body
Molecular function (GO): cell-cell adhesion mediator activity; axon guidance receptor activity
Source: RefSeq, a predicted model, not a curated record
GUAGGUCUUCUGAAUAUUCUGGUCAUCAUUUUGUUGCUGCAGGGCAGAAAUUUGUGAUAACUUGUACCAUAGAUAUGUCUGAAUAUCUUCAGUGGACGAUUAAUGGAAGAGCUAUCAUACCUGGCGAGGCUGGAUAUACAAUGAUUGAAGGACCAGGACCUCAGGGCUAUAAAGUAAGUCAGUUGAAAGUGGCCAGAGCUCACCCUUUUCAUGCAGGGGAGUACAGGUGUUCCCCAAUCACAACACAUUCUCAUUCUGUGUUUGUCAUAAGUGGCUCACCAACUGAAACAGAAAAUACAAGGCUGUUCAAAAAGGACCACUCCCUUUUACUUACAUGUGACUAUAAUGCUACAAAUGUUGAAACCGUUUGGAAGAAGAAUGGGACAGAAAUUGAACCAAAUGACCACUACCAAAUAUACAAUAACUCCACACUGAACAUAACUUCUCAAACAGAGAGUGACUUGGGAGAGUUUAGCUGCUUGAUCAAAGGACCUGGUGAAGAAGAAAAGUAUUUCUAUCUUGUUGAUCUACAGCUUCAUAAACACCUCCCUAAAUCUACCACAGUUUUGGAGAAUGAUAAGCUUAAACUAUCUUGUCUGGUGGAAGGAAACCCUCACCCUAAUGUGCAGUGGUUGAAAGAUGGAGAGCCUUUACAGCCAGAAGAGAACAACACAAGAUUAGUCUUCUCUGCAAACACAUACAAUGUGUCAAAUGCCAUCCUGUUGAUCCAACCUAUACUCAAGAGUGAUUAUGGCAAUUAUGUGUGCCUAAUUUCACAGUACUCACUUCACCUAAACACAACUACUGAAGUUAGGGUCAAAGACAUUUAUGCUGCUUUGUGGCCCUUCUUGGGUAUUGUGGCUGAAGUAACCAUUUUGUGCGCUAUCAUUUUCAUCUAUGAGAAACGACGUAUCAAGCCCAACUUGGCUCAGUCUGACAUGGAUGAUAUUAAUGAACAGAAGAAUAAUGCAGACCACACCAAUGAAACUGAAGUUCGGCAGCGAAAGUAGUUCUGCAGAGAGACAAUGUGGCAACAACAUAUGCUGGUCAUGUUGUUGAGAGAAUUACAGCACAGUGGUAGCCAGAGGCUACCCUUAUGGGAUCUCUUGUUUGAUAUUUAAAAAUAAAUAUCAAGUAUCAUCAAUUAAUGAAGGAACAGAAGUUUUUUUUUUUUUUCUCCACAUCAUAAAAAUAUUUUUUACUUAUAAGUUGAUGAGUCAUGCUUUUCACUCAGAUUAAACGUAAAAUACUGAAACAGAAACUAGAGGCAAUUUUUGUUUUGUAUCAAGAUAUUUAGUAUAUGUGAUUACUGUAAUUAAUGGUUAUUGUAAUCAUCUUGCUUAAUCAAAAAUACUAUAUUUCUUGAUAUUACUGUAUAAUACUAAAGAGUAGUAUAUGUGAUAUUAGUAGUAUUUGCUUAUGCUGAUAAAGAUUAUUACUGGCUAUGUGAUUGAUGGGUAAUGUCAUAUACACAUUGCUUCAAAAUUUAUAGAGGUCCCAGUGUAUAAAAUUAUGAAUGCUUGUACAUAGUUACUGCAUUUUUUAUAUUAUGUUCUCAGUGUGGGAAGUCCCUGAAUUUUUAUUAUAUCACAAUUUUUUUUUCAUUUUAGCAUUUCAUUUAUGCAUAUUUGAAAUUUAUCUUAUGUAGUAAGUUACUUGUUGCCCUACCUUUUAUUUUUCUUUGUAAAUGUAAACAAAAGAAUGUGUGAUAGAUUGUAUGAUAAAAUGUUUGUAUAUUUGAUUUCAACUUUGUUCACAUAAGUUAUUAGCUUAACAUGUAACUUAAAUGUGUUAAUGUCUGUUUUAUCUAACAAAGUGCACCUACAGGACUAUAGACACUGUAAAGUAGUUUUUCUUCUUGAAUGUUGGACAUGUGAUAUUGCUUCUUUAAAGAGGUAUAUGUGAUUUUUUCCAUGUGCCUGUUUUUCUACAUUAAGACAAUUACUCCAUUGCUUGUCUUACAGCAAAGUAUCUAUUCUCAUACUAUAGUGAUAACCUGGUGAAUUUCUCUGUUAUAUUAUUAUCAGAAGUAGGUUUUAUUAUUGUCUAGGAAAUUGUAUUUAAUAUUUCAAAUACAUAGCCAUACUUUAA